Messenger RNA from Syngnathus typhle (broad-nosed pipefish), 1955 nucleotides. It is a transcript of the gene cpsf4, whose product is annotated as cleavage and polyadenylation specific factor 4. The record is from RefSeq and is a predicted model, not a curated record. The coding region runs from base 333 to 1130 and encodes 265 amino acids. NCBI's taxonomy places the organism in Eukaryota, Metazoa, Chordata, Actinopteri, Syngnathiformes, Syngnathidae. The transcript has 8 exons. Gene Ontology annotation, molecular function: RNA binding; zinc ion binding.
GUCACUCGAAGGAAACGGAAGUGGCGUUUGUUGGGUCAUAGGUUGUUUCAGCGCGCCUCUCGUGCUACUCGGAGAACUGGUCUGAGACAAAAACAAACUUUUAAACCAAUCCCGAGUUUGAAUCUUUUGUUCGACAAAAUAAAGCAGUGUCUGACUGUUUUCUUGGUGAGCGUACCUGGCGUUUUGAGCUCAAGGGCUAGCCUGGCUAGCUUUUUAUUGGCGGCUGAGGAGGGGGGGGGGGGGAGGAACAAAAAAUGACCGGCUAAUAAUAUCAAUAGUUAGCUAACCGUUUAGUUUCAUAGCGGGACUCGACGAAAUCAUCGCCUUCAACCAUGCAGGAUUUAUUGGCUAGCGCGGAGCACAUCAAGUUCGACCUGGAGAUUGCCGUGGAGCAACAGCUGGGGGCUCAGCCUCUGCCAUUCCCCGGCAUGGACAAAUCUGGGUCUGCUGUGUGUGAGUUCUUCAUGAGAGCUGCAUGCUUGAAAGGUGGCAUGUGUCCUUUCCGUCACAUCAGUGGAGAGAAGACAGUGGUUUGCAAGCACUGGCUCCGAGGACUUUGCAAAAAAGGAGACCAGUGCGAGUUCCUCCACGAGUACGACAUGACAAAGAUGCCUGAAUGCUAUUUCUACUCCAAGUUUGGUGAGUGUAGCAACAAGGAAUGUCCGUUUCUACACAUCGAUCCCGAAUCCAAGAUUAAGGAUUGUCCCUGGUAUGACCGAGGCUUUUGUAAACACGGUCCAGACUGUAGACACAGACACACAAGAAGGGUGAUUUGUGUCAACUAUCUGGUGGGCUUCUGUCCAGAAGGAAAAUCGUGCAAAUUUAUGCACCCUCGUUUUGAAUUGCCAAUGGGAGCCCCUGAGCAGCCUCCACUGCCCCUACAAAACCAAAAUCAGACAAAGACGGCGUCUAUGGGCCGCUCGUCAUUCUCAGUCAUCCACCUGACCAACGCCAGCCCGGGCCAGCGGUUGCAGAACAACUCUUCCAAUCCUGUGACUCAACAGAAUCAUCUCAUUUCCAACAGAGGGCCUCGACCACUGGACCAGGUCACCUGCUACAAGUGCGGAGAAAAGGGCCAUUACGCCAACAAGUGUAAUAAAGGCCAUCUCGCUUUCUUGAGUGGCCAGUGACAACGGGAAAGAUGGACAGUUGACAGGUUGACACUCUGAAGAAUGGCCUGGAACAACCUGUGAUUUUUUUUCUUCUUUUUUCUUUCCCACUUCUGGUCAAUCUACUCGUACAAAGAGAGAUUCACAUUGCUUCAAUUGGUAUUCUUGUCUUUUAUACAGUGUGGGGGGGAAAAAAUCAAGAUGCCAGACUGAGAAUAUGUGGACACUGAAUUGAGCAUUAAGACCUGCGGUGUGGACUUAUCCGUAGUGUCUUAUUUCUAGUUUUCUAUUACGUGUGCUUAUGUUAGCCUUUGUCUAUUCAAAACUUGCAGAAUUGUUCACAAACCGGUAAAAUCCAAAAAAAUCAAUUUACAAGAGACUGCACCUCCACUCAUCGCCGAAUCCAUACAGUAAAAAGUUGCUCAUAUUAAUAUGAUGUGUGAGGACAAAUUCUCAGUGUGUAAAUAGAUGGUUCAUUCUCAAAUGUGUAGGAAAUCCUCAAUCUUUUUUUUCCCAAUCAAGACAAACCCCACAAUAACUCUUAAUAUUGUUUAUUGGUCAAAUAUUGAACACAAUGAGCUGAGAAAGCAAAGAGUAGGAGGAGCUGGAAGGUCCAUCCCUGAAGCUCUGAUGGCUCCUUAGUGGUACUUCCUCCAGCGAUCAUGUUCUACAAAAGAAGACCGAAAACAAAUGGAAACCAUUUCUAAACUCAUUAUAAUAAUAGCUUUGUGUUUUGUUGCCACCAUCACAACAUAGGUCCACUGCCAACUACUGUAUUUUCUCAAUCAAGCAGGCAAAGAAUUUGUUGUGUGAUGUCUAUAAUAAAUGUGCAUAUUUUAUGUUCAA